Messenger RNA from Rosa rugosa (rugosa rose), 884 nucleotides. RefSeq names its product large ribosomal subunit protein uL2m. Gene Ontology annotation, biological process: cytoplasmic translation. The record is from RefSeq and is a predicted model, not a curated record. Gene Ontology annotation, molecular function: RNA binding; structural constituent of ribosome. Gene Ontology annotation, cellular component: ribosome. The transcript is spliced from 2 exons. NCBI's taxonomy places the organism in Eukaryota, Viridiplantae, Streptophyta, Magnoliopsida, Rosales, Rosaceae. Bases 94 to 684 code for a protein of 196 amino acids.
AAUGGUGAAGGCUGGAGUUAAAUUUACAGAGCACACGAAGUAGUACUGAGAGGAAACAGAAGAAAACCCGAAACCCAGAUCGGAAGGGAUCGAAUGGCUUUGUGGCGAGCUCGUGCGGUUUCGUCGGCGCUGUUCAAUAGGCUCCUCAGCCGCUCCAGCGCCACCGACACCGCCGCCGCCCACCGCAGUUUUUCCACAGGGGGUACAAAUAGUCAGUUUUUUACUUAUGACAUUAAUUCACAAUACGGAAGUUGCAUGCCGCUUGCUGCUAUGCACAUUCAAGCCAAAAUACACAACAUUGAGUUAAACCCUGGUCAAGGUGGCAAGUUAGUUCGGGCUCCGGGAACUUGUGCAAAGAUUUUGAAAGAACCCACGUCGAAAGGUUGUCUUGUGAGACUGCCUUCUGGUGUUGAAAAGUGGAUUGAUUCCAAGUGCCGGGCCGUUAUCGGUGAGGUCCCAAGUCAAGGCAAAAAGCCUAAGAAGCUCUAUAAAGCUGGGCAAAGCCGGUGGUUAGGCAUCAGACCAACAGUGCGAGGAGUGGCAAUGAAUCCAUGUGAUCAUCCCCAUGGUGGAGGGGAGGGCAAGAGCAAGAGUAGUGGUUCUCAUGGAAAAUGUUCUCGAACACCUUGGGGCAAGCCUUGUAAGGGUGGAUACAAGACUGGACCCAACAAGCGUAAGAAGUAAUGUUCAUCAUUUUCUUUGUUUUGACACUACUUUUUGAUUGAGCUUUUUGAUGAAUUCAGAUAUCAAAAAUGUCUGUUCUUAGAUAUUUAACUCAUGAUAAACUUUCAAGGUUUUCAUACCUUUUUCUUGAAGUUGGUUUGUAGAUCAAUCUGUAUUGGCUUAAGUUUUAGAAAUAAAGGAUGUUCGAUGAUGGUAGCUCA